AUGCUUAUCAAUGUAACUUUCUGUACCAAAACUUACGGUUCAGUUAAAUCUUACAAUCUGGAGAAAAAUAAUAACAUUCAAUAUAAUCUGCACUAUUUUUUCAUUUAUUGGACUUGCUGUCUGCCUCUUUUUAUUUCAAUCGCUAAGCAACAAAAGUGCUCCAAAUAUUGACUUUUUUGCGUUUUCAGUUUGUUUAGACCAGUCAAUUAA
Blepharisma stoltei is the source of this 210-nucleotide messenger RNA. Lineage: Eukaryota; Ciliophora; Heterotrichea; Heterotrichida; Blepharismidae. The record is from the annotation of a GenBank genome assembly.